Messenger RNA from Xyrauchen texanus (razorback sucker), 3083 nucleotides. RefSeq names its product protein kinase containing Z-DNA binding domains (gene pkz). The record is from RefSeq and is a predicted model, not a curated record. The transcript has 11 exons. The coding region runs from base 356 to 2053 and encodes 565 amino acids. Gene Ontology annotation, molecular function: protein kinase activity; ATP binding; RNA binding. Lineage: Eukaryota; Metazoa; Chordata; Actinopteri; Cypriniformes; Catostomidae. Gene Ontology annotation, biological process: protein phosphorylation.
CGCUGGGCGUUCCAAUUUCUCCCAUUCAUUUCACUAGAAGUGGCCCGUCUCUGCUAAAUAAUCUCUGCUGUUGAGUUAUUAUUGGAUUGAUUGACACAGGCGUAAACCAAGUUUAUUGUAGUGACGUCUCGAAACCUAUAGUUCCGUAUGUGCCACUGUUAAAACCGAACAUUUAGAGCUCUUUGGUUCAAAUAAGAAGGCGAAGGAAACAAAACUGAAACUGAAAGGUGAAGAAGGCGAUAGAAAUACUCGCGGACAAGCUCUGAAACGUAGUUCUCUCGACAGACCAAGGCGGCGCAGCAGAUCUAGUUUAGUCUAGUUUACAUGCUUGAACUGCAUUUAAGUCAUUGAAAUCAUGUCUGUUAGUGCCGAUAAUGAAAUGAAGAAAAUAUGUGAUUUCUUGAGGCAAAACGGCGAAAGCAGCGCUUUGAAAAUCGCUAAAGGCGUCGGACUCCUCAAACCCACCGUAAACAAACAUUUAUACAGUUUGCUGGAGUUGAAAUUGUUGAACAAAUCUGACGGAAAGCCUCCUGUCUGGUCUCUAAACGAGGCGACGGUUACUGACAUUACACCAGCACUGAAAUCUGAGGCUACAGCUGAUGAUAAAACCGUGAUAGAGCUGUUGAGAUCCAGAGGAACAGAAGGGUUGACACCCCUUAAAAUCGCUAAAGAAGUCGGACUCUACAAUUCCACCUUAAACAAACAUUUAUACAGCUUGGACAGAUCUGACGGAAAGCCUCCUGUCUGGUCCCUAAACGAGGCGACGGUUACUGACAUUAAACCAGCACUGAAAUCUGAGGCCACAGUUGAAGAUAAACCCGUGAUUGAACUGUUGAGAUCCAGAGGAACAGAAGGGUUGGCAACCCUUAAAAUCGCUAAAGAACUGGGACUAACACCAAAAACUACAAAGAAACAGCUGUACAGUUUGCUUGAGAAGGGCGAAGUACACAAAUCUGAUAACAAAAUAUGGACUUUGUGUGAUGAGAAUAGAAAUGGAAAUCUACAGAAAGAGAUUAAAUCGUGUGCACAAGACUUUAGACUGGCCUCAAAUUCAGGGUUAUCUCAAAAUUUUGAAGAGAUCUCAACGCUUGGUGAAGGAGGCUAUGGCCAUGUUUACAAAGUGAAGCAUAAAUAUGAUGGCAAGAUCUAUGCUGUGAAGAUAGUCGACUUUACUGGGAAAGCUGAUUCUGAGGUGAAGGUAUUGGCUCGACUUGAUCAUCCAAACAUUGUGCGUUAUAUGACAUGCUGGACAAGUUCUGACAACUGGACGCCAAACAAGGACAUGUCUAUGGCAUCAUCUUCCUCAGAUGGAGUGACCUUUGAGAGGCCCAGUCGUGAACAGAGUGAUGAUGUCACAUCACGAAUGGAGAGUCUGGAUCUGACAGCAGAAUCAACAUUCACUACUGAACCAUCGGGAAGCCACAGUACACACAGAUUGGGUCCUUUAAAUCAAAGAAUGUAUUUGUAUAUUCAAAUGGAGUUCUGUGAGGGAGGAAAGCUGACUGAAUGGAUACAGAAGAGGAAUCUUACGGAAAAACAGAGAACGCUGGAAAUCUUUUCUGAAAUAGUUACUGGAGUGGAAUACAUCCAUUCGAACAAUCUUAUCCACAGAGACUUGAAGCCUGAUAAUAUAUUGUUUGGCGCUGAUGGCAAAGUCAAGAUCGGAGACUUUGGGCUUGCAGCUGCUCUGACGAAUCACAAUGGGGUUGAUAUAGAGAGAUCGAAAAGAAAAGGAACACCACAAUAUAUGAGUCCAGAACAGGAAAAUCAGCGGAAAUAUGAUGCAAAAACAGACAUAUUUCCCCUUGGACUCAUCUGGUUUGAGAUGAUCUGGAAAUUGUCUACUGGCAUGGAGAGAGCAAUGCUCUGGCCAGAUCUGAGAAAUCAAAGGUUUCCUGAGGGAUUCUGUGAGGAAUAUCCGACUGAAAAUAAAUUCAUUUUCAAGAUGUUGUCACCCACACCAGAGGACAGGCCACAUGCAAAAGAAAUAAAAGAAAAUCUGGUCACAUUUUUCUCUCUUGAUCAGAAUUGGAUAACCCAGAGAACGAUUUGAGUCUCUCUGUCUGUCUCUCUCUCUGUCUGUCUCGCUCUCUCGCCCUCUCUCUCUCUCUGUCUGUCUGUCUGUCUCUCUCUGUCUGUCUGUGUCUCUCUCUCUCUCUCUGUCUGUGUCUCUCUCUCUCUCUCUCUCUCUCUCUCUCUCUCAAUUUUUAAAUUUUAAAGUACUUUAUUGGCAUGAUUGUGUUUACAUACAAUAUUGCCAAAGCGUUAAUAGACAAAACAGAUAAUGACAAGACAAAUAACAAUAAAACUAGAAUUAAAAUAAGGUGUCAAUGUGUCUCACUCUCUUUAUUGAAAUAUACACACCAGUUUCUAAGGGUCUUAAUGUUUGAUACUUUUAUACUUUUUAACAUUAUGACAUUUUGUCAGUCAGCAGCUUUUGCUAUACUUUGAUUUGAUUGAUCUAUUUAAUGAUCUUUGAUUAACUCACAUGGUUGUAAAUAUAUAAUGACAAUUUAAAGGAAGUGUCUUUUACUUGAAGUCCGAUGAUGUCUCUGAUGUCUGAAAACAGAAGUUAUAAUCGAUGUAUUUUUUUACAGAUUAUUAUAUCAGAAAGUCCUCUUGGAUUUUAAAAUGUUUCAGUUCAAAUUUGUGGAAAAUAUCUUGUAAUGACGUCUUGUGGUUAUAUUAUGAAAAGAUUAAGAGGAAAGUAUCUUCACAUUGUUUCCAUAAUGUUUAGUUUUAUAAAAUAAAAAGGUAUUUUUAAAAACGAUUGUGUGGCAUGUUAAGCCAAUCGGCUCGCAUGGUGGAAGCUGAUUGGUCCUUUGACAUGUAAUCAAGUAGCCUUAACUCCUUAAUAAUGUUUUUCAUUUCUUUACAUUUUUGGGACAUGAUGUGAUGGGAUGUGCUUGUGCACGCACGUGUGUGUUUUAUUGUAUGUAGACACUGUGUUAUUUUAUCAUAUAAUGACCUGCCUGGGGACUGUGGAUGAAAAUUGUCUUUGGCUAAAUCCCGAACAAUGGAUGAAAUGGAAACGUUUAUGUUAAAAAUUGUACAUGCUCCCUUUUCAAAUAAAGAACUAAAGA